Messenger RNA from Musca vetustissima, 798 nucleotides. Its product is annotated as zinc finger protein 354C-like. Gene Ontology annotation, molecular function: RNA polymerase II transcription regulatory region sequence-specific DNA binding; DNA-binding transcription factor activity, RNA polymerase II-specific. Gene Ontology annotation, cellular component: nucleus. The transcript has 2 exons. Gene Ontology annotation, biological process: regulation of transcription by RNA polymerase II. The record is from RefSeq and is a predicted model, not a curated record. Lineage: Eukaryota; Metazoa; Arthropoda; Insecta; Diptera; Muscidae. The coding region runs from base 1 to 798 and encodes 265 amino acids.
AUGACCAGUCAUGAUAUAUCGAAACAAAAGAUAUGCGAUCAAUGCGGCAAAACGUUCCGUUGCAAUACCAGUAUGCGUAAACAUGUCGAGGCCGAGCAUUCGGAAAUCAAGCCAGAACCCCAACAGUGUACCAUCUGUAAUACAUGGUAUCGAAAUUUAUCCGGUUUGAGAACGCAUCAGAAAUUCAUGCACGAACAUGUGGGUGGAGAGAAUCGUUGUCACAUUUGCAAUAAAGUUUCGUCGAAUUAUCGAGCCUUGCGCCGGCACAUCUAUUUAAAUCAUGAAUGUGAAAGGAAAUACAAGUGUCAUAUGUGUGAGAAGGCCUUCAAACGGGAACAAGAUUUGAGAGAACACAUAUCGGUACAUACCGGCGAAGCUUUAUACACCUGUCCAAAUUGUCCGAUGACAUUCUCCUCCAGUGCCAAUAUGUACAAACAUCGCCAGCGUCUGCACAAGGCAGAAUAUGCCGCCCACAAGCAACAGCCAUUGGCGGUUAAUAUUAUAAAGCAAGCUAAAUCUAUGCCCAAUACUAUACGCACCAAACGGCGUAUGCCGCCAACCACAACAACAACAGUGCCAUCAUCAGAAAUUCAAAAUUCCAAUAAUACAGACAUGAGGACAGAUUCUGUUAAUGCGGCGGCAACUACUGCUUCUGCUGUAUCAGCGGCAGCAUCACCAAUUGUUGUACCACCACCACCACCUACAUCACUCAAUUCUGCGGCGGCUUUUGUUAACAAUCAUCUAAUAACUCCACAUUUUUUGGUGGGAACACAUUUUCCCACAAAAAUGUCGGAAUAA